Molecule: messenger RNA, 468 nt
Organism: Prunus mume (Japanese apricot)
Lineage: Eukaryota; Viridiplantae; Streptophyta; Magnoliopsida; Rosales; Rosaceae
Source: RefSeq, a predicted model, not a curated record
AGUUUUUGUUGAGUUAAAACUUGAAAACAAUGUCUUCUACAUUGCUGCUAUGGAUUGUGCUAGCUCUCAUGUUUUUGGCUCAAACACCACAAAGAUGUGGAGGGCAGUUGGAGGAGGAGUGGUGCAUAGCCGAUGAGCAGACCCCAGACGAGGAGCUGCAAAUGGCGCUUAAUUGGGCUUGUCAAGUGGGAGGAGCAGACUGCAGUAAGAUCCAAGAAAACCAAGCAUGCUACUUGCCCAACACUCUACAGCACCACGCCUCUUACGCCUUCAACAAUUACUAUCAAAAGUUGAAGCAGCAGGGAGGGACUUGCUACUUCAAUGCUGCUGCUUUCGUCACUGCCCUUGAUCCAAGUCAUAAUUCGUGCAAGUUUGAGUACCUUCCUUGAUGAAAGCGUGGAGGAUUGGGAUUUGCAGUGAAACAAGUUAAAACAGAGGAUUUGCAUUUGUGGUAUUAUCACUAUGUAU